GUGAGGAUCAAAGGAUUUUCGCAAUUCCAAACUUCCACCGAUCCUAGCUUGUCAUGUCUUCGAGAACUCUCCAAUGGCUAAGCCUUGUGGGCAUUAUAUGGCUUCAGUCCAUAAAUGGGACAAACUCAAACUUUCCAGCUUAUUCAUCUCAGCUCAAGAACCUUCUUUCCAUUUCCCAAGUGCAACUCAACAACCUUGCCUUUGCCUCAGAUGCAGGAAAACUCUUAGGUUGGCUUUCUGGCAUAGCAGUUGUUUACCUUCCACUUUGGCUGGUUCUCAUCAUUGGUUCUUCCCUAGGGUUGCUUGGUUAUGGUUUGCAAUAUCUUUUCCUUUCAAACCAGAUUUCUCUGUCAUACGGGCAUAUUUUCGUGCUCACUGUUGUGGCAGGAAAUAGUAUUUGCUGGAUCAACACCGUUUGCUACGUUGUUGCCAUACGAAAUUUCCCAUCUGAUCACCAGGUUGCGGUCGGAUUAACAACUAGCUACCUAGGACUAAGUGCAAAGAUUUACACAGAUACUGUAAAUGCUGCCUUUUCUUAUUCACCAGUUGAGAGAGCUAAAGCCUAUCUCCUUCUCAGCUCUAUCCUACCCGUUAUAGUUAGUGUUAUAGCUGCACCACUGGCCAGAGAAGUUGAAGUUGGAAGGCCAAGAAACAUGGGAGUUGGGUUCAUAGCCAUGUUUGUGAUAACAAUGGCAACUGGGGUCUAUUCUGUGAUCAGCAGUUUGGCGUCGAUAUCAGGUAAACUAUCUCCAUUGGGUCAUGCAAUUGGUACCGGUGUGUUCUUAUUGGCCCCUCUAGCAAUUCCAGUUGCAGAGAAAAUUAUAGAAAUAGUCAGAAAAUGCAAUGUAAAUAUAGAAAAAAAAGUGUAUCAUUUUACUAUAGAAGAUAACAUUGAAGGUGCGGAAAGAAUGGAGAUUGAAGUCAAAGAUAAGAGAGGGGAAGUAGCCGGUGAAGGUGCAGAAACAAUGGAGAUCAGUGGGGUAAAAGAGAGUGGAGAUCAAGGCGGUGAUGUUCAUGUUAUAGAGGAGAUUGGAGUGAAGGUGUUGCUGAAGAGAUUGGAGUUCUGGUUAUAUUUUUUCGUUUACUUUUUUGGUGCAACACUUGGUUUGGUGUUUUUGAACAACUUGGGACAAAUAGCCGAGUCUCGUGGGUACUCAGGAACGUCUUCUUUGGUCUCUCUGUCUUCUUCUUUUGGGUUCUUUGGCCGUCUCAUGCCGUCCCUUGUGGACUAUUACUUCUCAAGGACCAAGCGUACGAUAUCAAGACCCGCUUCAAUUGCAGCAUUAAUGGCUCCAACAGCCGGAGCUUUCUUCUUACUUGUCAGCAAGACCAACCUCUCUCUCCAGGUCAGCACUGCCAUUAUAGGAGUGUGUUGUGGAGCAAUCACUUCGGUCGCCGUAUCCACAACCACCGAGUUGUUUGGGACAAAAAAUUUCUCAGUGAAUCAUAACGUGGUGGUUGUAAAUAUCCCAAUAGGAUCCUUUCUGUUUGGUUACUUGGCAGCCAUUCUUUACAGCAAGGAAGGAAAAGGAGAUAAUGGGAAAUGCAUGGGAGUGGAAUGCUACAGAAACACUUUCAUCAUCUGGGGUUCCCUUUGUUUUCUUGGAACUUUUCUGGCUUUAAUUCUAUACGCUCGAACUAGAAAGUUGUAUUUGCAAAACUUAAAAGUUUUGAAUGUCAAUUUUGCAUGACAAACAAUGACAUAUAUAAUUAUACUCAUA
Molecule: messenger RNA, 1721 nt
Organism: Juglans regia (Persian walnut)
Lineage: Eukaryota; Viridiplantae; Streptophyta; Magnoliopsida; Fagales; Juglandaceae
Product: protein NUCLEAR FUSION DEFECTIVE 4-like
Exons: 2
Coding region: 54-1691 (545 amino acids)
Cellular component (GO): membrane
Source: RefSeq, a predicted model, not a curated record